UCCACCCACAACCACACACUCCCUCUAUGGAUUAUCCAAGCAGCUUCAUAUUGUUACUAUCCCUCUUUAUAAUAUCUAUCUAUGUUUUCGUUAUCUCCGGCCGUCGUAACUCUCGGCUUCCACCGGGUCCUUACCCUUUUCCGGUAAUCGGGAACCUGUUCCAGCUAAGCAACAAACCUCAUCGUUCACUUGCCGCACUCUCCAAAUGUUAUGGUCCGUUAAUGUCACUUAAGCUUGGAUGUAAAACAACCAUAGUCGUUUCAUCACCUGAUGUUGCUAAAGAGUUAUUUCACACAAAUGACCUCUUGUUUUCUAACCGAUCCAUCCCAGACACUGCCCGGUUAAUGGACCACCAUAAAAUCUCUAUAGCUUGGCUGCCCGCUGGAGAACAAUGGAGAAGACUGCGAAAAAUAACUAGAGAAUUUUUGUUUUCUAGACAAUGUCUAGAUGGUACCCAACAUAUACGUAUGGAAAAGGUGCAAGAACUUCUAGAUCAUGUUAGUCAAUGUUGUAUAAAUGAAAAGGCCGUGAACAUAGGUGCAGCUGCUUUUACAACAUCUAUCAACAGUUUAUCCAACUUGAUCUUCUCUAAGGAUUUAUGUCAAUACGUUUCUACGGAAUCUCAAGAGUUUAAGGACGCGAUUUGGGGUGUGAUGGAAAUUCGUGGGAAGCCGAACUUGGUAGACUUUUUUCCAAUACUUAAACCCUUUGAUCCACAAGGGUUAACACGGCUAGGACAAGUUUAUGCUAAUAAGUUAUUUGGUAUUUUUGAUGAGAUCAUCGAUCAACGGUUGGAAACUAGAACUCGUUCAAGUUCAUCGUCGAAUGAAGCUGUUAAAUCAACAAAAAUAGAUGUUUUGGAUAUGUUGCUCAAUCUUAUCGACUUAAAUGAUGAAUCUAAAUUUAGUCGAAAUGACCUAAGACAUUUAUUGGUGGAUUUAUUUGUCGCUGGAACCGAAACAAUAUCAACCACUUUGGAAUGGGCUAUGACAGAGCUUAUACGUAACCCGAAAAAGACAGAGAGAGCUCGGUUAGAGAUUACAAAACUUAUGCAAGGAAGCAGCAAACUUGUACAAGAAAAGGAUAUCUCUCAACUCCCUUACUUACAAGCAAUAAUAAAAGAAACUCUCCGACUAUAUCCUCCCACUCCCUUUCUUCUCCCUCACGAAGCCAUACAUGACGUAGAAGUUCGAGGUUAUUUUGUGCCUAAAAAUGCACGUAUUCUUUGUAACGUUUGGGCUAUUGGACGAGAUCCAAACAUUUGGUCAGGCCCUGAAAUAUUUAUGCCAGAGAGGUUUUUGGAUGUCGAGAUAGACUAUAGAGGACAAAAUUUCGAGCUCAUUCCAUUUGGCAGCGGGAGGAGAAUGUGUCCAGGAUUGAAUGUUGCUCAUAGGAUGUUACAUUUAAUGUUGGGUUCUUUGAUUCAAAAAUUUGAUUGGAAGCUUGAAGGAAAUAUGAGAGUAGAAGAUAUGGAUAUGGAAGAGAAGUUUGGGCUUACUUGUCCUAGAAACGUACCGUUAAUGGCCGUUCCAAUUAAACUUUAAUUUUCCAAUAAAGUAUUUGCCGGUGACGAUAUUUACGACGUUUGCAAUCUUAUUGAAGUUUAUUACAUGCUACUAUAAUAUACGAGUACUAAUUUUCUUAA
Messenger RNA from Erigeron canadensis, 1645 nucleotides. RefSeq names its product cytochrome P450 76T24-like. Bases 27 to 1544 code for a protein of 505 amino acids. The transcript is spliced from 3 exons. Gene Ontology annotation, molecular function: iron ion binding; heme binding; monooxygenase activity. The record is from RefSeq and is a predicted model, not a curated record. Lineage: Eukaryota; Viridiplantae; Streptophyta; Magnoliopsida; Asterales; Asteraceae.